Babesia ovata is the source of this 5439-nucleotide messenger RNA. RefSeq lists its product as uncharacterized. Bases 1 to 5439 code for a protein of 1812 amino acids. Lineage: Eukaryota; Apicomplexa; Aconoidasida; Piroplasmida; Babesiidae. The transcript has 2 exons. The record is from RefSeq and is a predicted model, not a curated record.
AUGUUGUCCAGUAGAUCAGACAAGGGGACAGUGGAGGCUAAGCGCUCUCCGGUGACGGAGGCGCUACAGGCGAUGGAACAGAAAUGUACAUCGUUCCUGGAGGCGUUAAAGGCUUGCUCAAAGGAAUCGUCGAGGAUAGGCAGCGGCAUGAAGUCGAAAUACAGCGAGCUGACUCACAAUGUAACCUCGUUCAGCAAAACGCUGCAAAAGGGCAGUGACGCAAAGCUGCUGCUCAACUUCCCAACCAAACUGUCAUGCUGCACACUGCUGGAAGGUAUCACGUUCGCCAAUAACAAGACAAAGUCGCUGGUGGCGCACAACACCGCAAUCCAACAGCUGUUUGGCAUCAUCGAGUUCCUGUACCAGCGCAGCUCCCUGAACGCCGCCCGCGAAGAACCCAUCAGGAUUGGGCUGGAUAAUAACGACCUGUAUAUUUAUAUCGAUAUGAUUUUUAAGAUGUUCGAAACUAUCGCAAAAUUACACAAGGUGGACGAAUCAGUUCAUCUGCGCACCGUGCAGACGCUGCUGCUAACAUUUUCGACGUCGUCUCCAGUCAUGAUCUAUGAGGAUAUUCUGCGGCGCGGCUUUCAAUACCUGGACACCAUGCUCAAAGGAGACAGCAACGUGCUAAGGCCGAUCGUGGAGGGCGGUGUCAGGCAGCUGGUGCAAUGCUUGCUCAGCAACUCAAGGAAGCGAAAAGGUGGCCUGAGUAGGUCAGGUACAAUGUUAGCGGAAUUGGGAGGGCAUGGUGUUGUGAGCACCAUCUCACCGUUUGGAAUGAAUGCCGGAGCGGCAGCGGGACUCACUGUCUUCUCAGCGACACCGCAAAUCGCACAUGUUGACCUUACGGUGGAUCUCAUCACUUGCUUAUGUACCGUAAUUAAAGGGGAAAGUUCGGAAUUUAUGGUGAACCUCGGGCCUACAAGCGCAGCUGAGCUGCUGCUGAUCGCUGUUACGGCGAUGCCAAAGGGUUCCCUGUUCGAACUGCCCAAGCUGCAAACUGUGGCAAAGAGUGAAGUGUACACAGCCCUGAAGUACGCACUCGCAGGAGCAACGCUACUCAACGAAGGUUGUGCGAUCCUUGCCAAGGUGAUGGAACACGGGUACUACUACAGCAACCACUGCCCGGAACCCGACCGCGGAGCGGCGAAGCUGUUCACCAUGUUGUACAAUUUUGUGGAGCUGGACCUCAUAGAGACGUCUACGCCUGAAGGAAUACGGCGCAGAAUAGCAUGGAUAAGGGGGCUUUCUUCCGUCAUGCAGUCGAACGACAUGCUUGAUGACAUGUUUGUCCACAAGACCAGUCGGAAACACUUGGUGGAGAUGCUCAACUUCAUUGUGAAGCACCUCCGGAUGAACAAAGAGACCAAUUUGGACCAGUACUUCGAAGGCAUAUACAAAUGUGGCGAGGGACAACAGCUCAUAUCCGAGCAGAUAGACAGUCUAGAGCAGGAGGGGGCACAGCACCGCCCAGUCGGCAUGAAGAUGCUUCCCAUAUUCGCCGCAAAGCUCGAACCGGGAUCAUGUGCCAUGGAUUUCUGCAACAUGACUAAUGGAGUUGUUGGAAAGACGUCACGCAUUGUUGUCAGUGAUGACAUGGACAUGCAGCAGUUAGAAAUGGUAGAGUCAGCCCUUGCCGUUGACGCGGUAUUGGCGGCUGCCCAUGUGUUGUACAGUUGCGUCGUAGGUGCUAACAGCCACAAAACGAGUUUUGCAGCGUAUCGCAUUUUUUACCCCAAAGUCGCAGGAGACUACCCCCCAGCACAUCGACGGAUGGGUAGCAGCGAUUCGGUUGGCAGUAGCGAAUCAGUAUCGUCCGCUAAUGACGAAGCUAUUCUUGACGGACGUUGCCGUUAUUUGAACGAAGCAGGAGAUAUCGUGGUGCAGCAGUUAGAGCGGAUGUUGAACACCAUGCGUUCGCCCGUAAUGCAAGAGGUGCUGAUAGCAGCCAUGCAGGCGACGCUGGUAGUAUGUAAUGUAUACGGAUGGGAAGAUCUUUACACUCGCUGUGUCAAUGCUCUGGUUGCGUAUUUCGUCCUUGUCGAGCGUCAAUUCGUCACGGACCACAGGAAGUGCGCGAUGGAGACUUGGUCGUUAUACCUGCUGCACAUCCGCUGCCUUAACGCGAUGAUGCUCAACUACCCAUCUGCCCUUCAAGACCUCGCAUGGGAGAGCUUCUUGGAGCAUUUGCUGUCGUUUAUUCUCAUAUCGAGGCGUUUGGGUGUCGCCAACAGGAGUCACCUGAGGUCGUUGGAGCCGCUAGAAACGGACGCCAUCAUGCCGACGUUCAAAGGGUUGCAUGAGGAGUGGGAAGCGACACUCACCGAAACUAUCGGUGCUUUCGACCGCUUGAAGGUGCAUGACUUCGAGGUCCUGAAGGGUUUUGUGACACAAUUUGGGUUCCAUGUCGCUAUACCACUUCUGGCAAAAUCGCAAUAUACCGAAAUUUUCGCAAACCAAACGGGAUCACGUUCGGGAGUGAGUAGUAAAGAGAAGUUGGCCCUCAUAGAGAGGACGUUGGAUGCUUGGCCUGAUCAGUUUUUACGCAUGAUCGAAAACGGCGACCAGGUGUGGCCCGAAUUGCUGAGAGAACUCACGCAUUCGCUUGAUCGCGAAAGCGUCCUGGCUGGUGCGGAGCCCGAGUUUUUGCACUGUCUCUUCACGAUCAUCACGGAACUGUCGUUUGCAAGGCAGCAUGAUUCAGUUAUGCUCUUGACGGGGAUAGUGAUGUGCCUCACACGUGACCGAGGUGGGAUUGAACUUAUGAUACAAACCAUAUGUGGCAACAUCGUCAGUCUUUGUCUUGCCGGCCAGCAGUCCAGUGCGCGCUCCAUCGACGCCGGAGUGUGUGUGCUGUACAAAACUUUGAGGGACAACAGUGCGCUCAGCAUGGACAUAAUGAAUGGGCUCAAGACUGUAUGCACCACCGUCCCCCAAAUCAUGGCACUUAGCAGUGGGAUCGUCAACUGCCUCAUGUAUGCAACCAAGUUGGCAUCGCAGUCAAAUGAUUCGAAUGCAACGAUCGUACUGAUCGACGUGUUCUCAGCGCUCGUGGAUGAUUCGGCCGAAUUGUUGCAGGACGACGCAUGUCUGCCGUUCGUGGAAUCCAUUUUCAUGCUAUCGCAAGGCGCAUAUAACAGCGACAAUAAUGCCGCAUUCCGUGUCGUGGCACUGGUGCUCGAUUUCGCUGAGAAGAUGGCUGCGCAAAGCCACUACUUCGGUGCAGCUCGGCCACCACGUGCCAAAGAAGAGGAUAUGUGGAAGAGCAUAUUCAAGGGCCUGAAGGAUCUGGGUCAUUCCGAGUUUACGGAAAUAAGGCAAUGCGCCAUCAAGUCGCUGGCGCUGUUCAUAAAGGGGCGCCUCAACCGCUUCGAAAUGGAAUUGUGGCAGCUUUGCUGUCGUGAAAUGUUGAAGCCGCUGGCUGAGGGGCUUGUAUGCUCGAUCCAUACGCCUGCGGCUCACCAGACAGUAUUUACAGCAUGUGAGGAGUUGUAUGUGGCCUUCAAGGAUUGCGAGCCUCGGUAUAGAGAAAAUUGCGAAGCCGUCAUUGCCAUCCUAGUCACCGGGCUGGAGACGGUCGUUAACGCCACCAUCGGAAACAAAAUGAUGCUGCCCAACGAGCUCAACUCAGCUCUGGGGCUGGCAAUAGGCAUUGCGACCAACAUCGUUAUAGAUUACUGCAGAAAUGACUUCAUCUGGAACAAAUGCAUGAAUAUAAUGCGGGCGAUGAUGCACAAGGAUGUCGAUUUGCUGAGACAGAACUUCUUCAAGAGUAUAUGUUCCAUCCUCACCGCACUAAGUGAGCAGGAGGAGGGCAUCGAGGAGAAGCUCAUGCAAGUCAUCAGGAUGGCACUGGGUGACCCCACGAAAGAAGAGGCACAAGAGCUUGAGGCAUUGGCCACGGCAACAAGCGAGGGGGCGGAGCUAUCGCCCUGGUUGGUGGUUCCUCCGUGGAUUCUUUCGGGGUCCGUUCUAACAGGGAGCUCCACUCAGCAAAUGGCAGUCGACUAUCUGUGUGAAGAGGUGCUUGGUGAGACCGUGCAAGCCGUACCUGCAGCACCGUUGACACUGUACGAAACUCUCAAGCUGGCGGACGACCCGAAGAUCAAAUUCACCUUGCGCGAUAAAAUACAGAAUUCAGUUGGGAUACUACAGGAGAUGCAAAUGUUGCAGCUGGUGACGCUCCAUUACACUCCGCAAAUACUUGGAGGGACGGAGGCGCUGGCCAAGGUGACGCCGGAAGACGUACUUCAGGCGCUUGACAAUGUUCCAGCCGAGGCGUCGGAACAGAACCAGUCCUCUCAUUCCAGUCUCAGUGCUAUUCUGACGAGCCAGGAACGCGCCGCCGUUAUGACAAAUAUAGUUGCCCACGUCAAGGAGCCGCCGCUCAUAACGUUGGUGGAGACCUACAAUCCGGUUUCAAAGCUGUUUCGGUCCCUGGGCUCAAUCAAGAGUCCAGCUGUCUAUGGCAUGCUAGUGGAGUCACUGGUCAACAAGUAUCUCAUGGGGGACGUUUCAAAGGUCGCCCUUGCACUACAAUUAAUAGACAAGAUAGUGCUGUCGGUGCGCGACAUGCUGAUACGGUUCGUCACUGAAAGCUCCGAGGCCAUAGCCAAUGAGGACAGGCGGGCCAUAGAGGAGUUUCUCGCCUCCAAGACUUAUCGCAUUUUGAUGUGCACGGUGUUGCCCAUGGCACCGCUUAUAUUGGAAAUUGCUAAAACGAUCCUCGUUAAGCAUACCCUGCAACCCGUUGCCUUGAUACUGUACCAAGCGUGCAUCAACAUAUCGAAGUACAUCUACCUGGCGCUAUAUGUGACUAUGCACUUCAUGCAGGUCAACACGGUGGCAUCUCAGCCGGUGGUCGACUUCUGGAGAGCGGUUAUCCCGGCCAUGCACUUCUUCACGACGCUCAACUAUAACGACGAGCUUGAGACGCGGAUCAAGUACAUCAGGCUGUUGCACGCGGUCGAGGUGGAAGUCAUCACCGCAAUGGUGGUGAAUCCGUUCAGCGUGGCGCCACCGUUCGUGUACUCCAGCGUCGCGGGAGUGCUGAACCGGUUUGCCGAUACCAGCCUCAAUGUGCCGCCGCCACACCCGGCCGCUGUGCGCAUGCGCGUGGUGUUGACGAAGCACUUCUUCUUUGUGCUAGCCAGCAACAUGCACCAGUUCCUUGGCAACAAGGAUUGCGAGAUAGAGGUGCUCGCGGCAUUGAAGGUAGUGGAGUCGAUUUCGACGCUGCCCAACGAGCUCAUAUUCGACAACGAGUAUUUGCGCAAGCACAAGUAUCUCCGCUACGUGCAAAAGAGGCCGCUGGCCUCCCUGACCAUGCCCGCCCUGCUCGAGCUUCUGGAAUCGGAGAACAAGCGCGUCAUACGCGCUACGCGUAGGAUUCUGUCGCUGUUCUUGGAAGAAAUGGGGGCACAGGUCACCACACAAUGA